AUGGCGGGCACUCGUGCUGCCCGGCCGGAGAUCCUCACCGGGGGAGAGGCGUCUCUUGUCCCCCCCUCCCUGCGCAGGCCGGUCUUCGCUAGGCAUCUUCGUGGGUGCUCGGGGCUGGGAAGGCACGAAGGACGCGUGGCUGCCAAUUCCAGAGGCACUACUUAUCUGUUGAAGGACAGUAUCCCAGUUGCUGAUUUUUCAGCUUCAGGAUCAUUUGAAGGUUAUGAUCUCCUGCGUAGAGGCUUUACAAGUGUGAAAAAUGAGUUGUUGCCCAGUCACCCUCUGGAGUUGUCAGAAAAAAAUUUCCAGUUAAAUCAAGAUAAAACAAACUUUGAUACACUGAGAAACAUUCAAGGACUCCAUGCAACUUUGAAGCUGCAGAUGGAAUUCAGAGCAGUGAAACAGGUCCAGCGUCUCCCCUUUCUUCACAGCGCAAACAUAGCACUGGAUACUCUGAGGGGAAAUGAUGAAUGCAUCAGUUUUGAGGAUAUCCUUAAUG
This is a messenger RNA of Eurypyga helias (sunbittern), 499 nucleotides long. RefSeq names its product proteasome maturation protein (gene POMP). The record is from RefSeq and is a predicted model, not a curated record. Lineage: Eukaryota; Metazoa; Chordata; Aves; Eurypygiformes; Eurypygidae. Gene Ontology annotation, cellular component: nucleus; cytoplasm. The annotation marks the transcript as partial. Gene Ontology annotation, biological process: proteasome assembly. The transcript is spliced from 5 exons.